This is a messenger RNA of Anguilla rostrata (American eel), 5268 nucleotides long. Its product is annotated as ras-related protein Rab-40C. Gene Ontology annotation, biological process: protein localization to plasma membrane; intracellular signal transduction. The transcript is spliced from 8 exons. The coding region runs from base 630 to 1481 and encodes 283 amino acids. Gene Ontology annotation, molecular function: GTPase activity; GTP binding. The record is from RefSeq and is a predicted model, not a curated record. Gene Ontology annotation, cellular component: synaptic vesicle; plasma membrane; endosome. NCBI's taxonomy places the organism in Eukaryota, Metazoa, Chordata, Actinopteri, Anguilliformes, Anguillidae.
AUAUUUUUGGCUGCGUGAUCAGGUUAAGGUUUCAUUUCAAGACGCAGUCUAGUUAGCUUCGUGGGAAAGACGUGUCUGGCCUUUCAGUUCAAAAUUAGUUUCAAUACAUGCCGAGGAGUUCCUAAGCUUUGUUAUUCAGGCCCGGAUCUGUACCUUGGACUAAGUAGUGAUAGCCAGUUAGCUGCACCCGUGUUGUGUACGCUCUUCAAAACAGAUAUGAUCGUAUAAUAACAAAUAGUUAGUACGCAGCCCGCUAGCGUUUUGGUUGGAUCUGGACAACGAGUGCGCACCCGCACGAGAACAAUGAAGCAUCAGACCUAGGCGAGGAGAAGGAGCACAUCAUCGUUGCACGAAGGGAAAAAGAAAACAAAGAUGUGUUUUCCUUCCCGUGGGACUGAGCUCCUUUCGGAUUGCGCUACGCUUUUCAUAUGCAGACUGUCUGUUAGGCGGUAAUUAUACAUUUUAAAUGACGAACAGAAGAGAACAUCGUGACCUUGCAUGCCUGCUCACUUGGCCGAAGACGUGUCCGCAGUAAGCUGUCAUUGCUCUGGGAGGCGACAGCUAGGAGGGGUGCAGCCGUGGGACCAGCCCAGGGCACGCCCGGCGCUCUCGUGUCACGUGGAGUUCCGAUGCGAGGAACGAUGGGGACUCAGGGUAGCCCCGUCAAGAGCUAUGACUACCUCCUGAAAUUCCUGCUCGUGGGAGACAGCGACGUGGGGAAAGGCGAGAUCUUGGACAGCUUGCAAGAUGGAUCGGCAGAGUCGCCCUAUGCCUACAGCAGCGGGAUCGACUACAAAACCACCACAAUCCUGCUGGAUGGACGGAGGGUCAAGCUGGAGCUGUGGGAUACGUCGGGACAAGGUCGAUUCUGCACCAUCUUCAGGUCCUACUCCAGAGGGGCACAGGGAAUUUUGUUGGUGUAUGACAUCACCAACCGCUGGUCCUUUGAUGGAAUCGAUCGGUGGAUUCGGGAGAUUGAUGAGCAUGCACCUGGCGUGCCGCGGAUCCUGGUGGGCAACCGGCUGCAUCUGGCGUUCAAGCGGCAGGUGCCCACGGAGCAGGCGCGGGCGUACGCGGAGAAGAACGGCAUGACCUUCUUCGAGGUCAGCCCCCUCUGCAACUUCAACGUCAUCGAGUCGUUCACCGAGCUCUCCCGCAUCGUGCUCAUGAGGCACGGCAUGGAGAAGUUCUGGAGACCCAACAGAGUGUUCAGCCUGCAGGACCUGUGUUGCCGGGCGAUAGUCUCCUGCACACCAGUGCACUUGAUUGACAAGCUGCCCCUCCCAGUUGCCAUAAAGAGCCACCUCAAGUCCUUCUCCAUGGCCAAUGGCAUGAACGCAGUCAUGAUGCACGGCCGCUCUUAUUCGCUGGCCAGCGCCUCGGGGGGAAGCAAGGGCAACAGCCUGAAGCGCUCCAAAUCCAUCCGGCCCCCUCAGAGCCCCCCCCAGAACUGCACCAGGAACAACUGCAAGAUCUCUUAGCGCAGGGGGGGGGGCAUGGGGGCAAUAGGAUGUCCAGCAGGCGGUGGGUAGGUGACCCUCACGUGGUGGUUUGGCUCAUGGAAGAAAGAGUGUCUCAUACUCCACAGAGCUCCGGCUCCUCAAAGGGGGGCUGCCCCGCUCCCGACCCCCUGGCUGAGCCCACGUCAGCAGUCAGUGCUGUGAACCUGCAUGUGACAAGCCCAGAACUGACCCCAGAUCAGCAUGGAGUAGCAAGAAGGUUUUGCCCACCUUGGAAAGCAGGAGGGGGGUGGGGCAUCUGAACUGAUAGGACAGAGAUUUGCACAGGCUCCGCCUUCCGCAUUCCAGAGCCAUGCUUCUCUGUUCUCAGUCUACACUAAACUUUUUUUCAUUGUUUUGAUGUAUAUAUGGUAAUUUAACAAAUGUAAUAUGGAAAGUACCUGUAAGUAAGGUGUUAUGGUUUGUUUUUAUUUGUUUAUUUUAUGAACAUUUUCAUUUUUUGCUCAUAGCAUCAGUGUUUUUGCACUGAAUCUCACCACCACCUCAUCACCUGGAGAAUUUGAAACACUUGGCCAUUUUUCUUGAGACAGAAAAUACUAAACCAGCAACAAGAUAAUGUCAUCCUUCACUGCUGCCUGCUUCCAAAUCCGCCCUGCUACUCUUCAUUCACCCCAGAACCCCUGGAUCAUUCUCUAAGGACAGCGCUCAAUGGAGAGGCUCCUGUUGACGUGUAACACUUGAAAUGCUGUUGCCUUUAACACAUCAGAACUCACUCAGUCCCGUAUCUAGGGCUGUGUCUGAGCUGAUGGCAUGUUCAGCGCCAUCCUUCCACUCUUCUUCUUGCAAACUGCUCUGUCACUUUCUCUCCUGUUCCCUCUCCCUCAUCCUCUCCCUCUCCGCCACUACCAUUCUCAUCUCUCACUCUUGUGCCCUCUCUCCCUCACUCUCCUCCUCUUUUCUAUUUGCAGUCAUGCAUGUUUGUGCGGAGUCCUUGGUCAUUGUGUUUGUGUUCCGUAAUUUAAUCAUUUUUUCAUAUGAAGCUAUUUCCUGUACAGGUCCAGGCCAGACGGGUCUGAUAAGGUUGCUCUUUUAAUUGGGGACACUACAGUAGUGAUGGAAGAGCCAGUCUUUGUGAAUCCGGGAAUAGGUGGAGCCGCUGUGUGCUAUCAACUGCUGACUUGUCUCGGCCAAUCAAAUGCCUUUUCUGUCUGCAGUAGAACACUAGCUUUGGCUCCUGUCAGUAAGUCAGACAUAGCCCACAGUGGCUCCACCCAUUUUUGCAGUUCUCGAACCCUCACUCCCCCGUCCCUACUCUCCAGACGCCCUUUCUGGGAAAGCCCUCAGUGAUCAGAAACACGGUUUCUCAAUACCCUCUGUUUAUUUCACAAAUCUUAGAAACGCUGCUUUUCUUCCUCUUUCCCUGCAAGCUUGCAUUUGCAGUUGUUUCGAUUUGAAUUUCUUUCCCAUUUGCAUGUGCGCAGAGCCCUUGGAUCCAAUGCUUCAGUAACUGCCGCUCGCUGCCACUUUUAGCCCUGUUACCCACUUGUGCCAAAUGCAUAAUGGCUGCACCUACUCUCUGUCUACCUCUCCUUGUGUUCAGUAGCGUACAGUGCUAAAACAGUCACAGGAGUUUUGCAGUAGAUUAACCCUUUUAUGUCAGGACUCUAGACUCCAGGUUUUUUAAUAUACAUAUUUUUGAUCUCCAGUGAAUUACCAGGAAAUAAUUGUGUUAUAGCAUGUUUUUGAAACUGCACCUGAUUUUUUAUUUUAUUUUAUUUUUCAUUUUUUGUUAAAUGCAAAUUGAACUAUUUUUGAAUUGUCUGGUUUAAGUUGAGAACAGGAAGUCCAUGCAAAGUGUGCCAAAGUUUACCUGAGUGGAAACAUUGAUAAGCAGAGGAACAAGAAUAAAGUUAUUUGAUAAGCACAACAGAGAACAUACCCUACAGCUCCUGUCAAAAUUAUGAUUGAUGACUUAUGAUUGACAGCCGCCCCUGAUGUGUACAUUUGAAUGGGCGUAGAUCUGUUUGAACAUUUUUAAUGUUUUUUUUUUUUAAUGUGAUAGGCUAAUUUGUAUUUUUUUAUGUACCAGUAUUUGGCAAAUGACUGAACUGAUUUGCAAUCAAUGGAGUCUUGUUUUCUUGAUGGCUGACAUAAUGGUCACAAGGGUAGCAUAACACCACCUUUUUAAAUAAUUAAACAACUGGUAUAGCAUCCAUCAAGGAAUGAUUACCUCAGUCGAUCGGGAGAUGAUCAGGAUAAAAUUUACCGAUGAAUACACUCUUUUUUCAGUAAUUUUUAGUUGUGGAUAUAGAAACCCUAACCAAGCACCACUCUCACCAUUUCCUGAUUCACCUAUCUUUUUCCCCCCUCGUUGUAUGUGGAAAAACAGCUAACAAGAAAACAAGACUUGAUUGAUUGACAAUCAGUUCUGUAGGUCUAAAAAUGAAAAACGCAUAUGCGUAGGUUCUAUCACAACUGAAAUAUGAAUUAUAAACUAAAGAACAAAAACAAGCAGCAUUUCUGGGAUGUAAACUGCAAAAUUGGGCUUAUAAUUAGGGGCUUGAUGUACUUAAAUUGAAAAGCCACUGGCAAACAAGCACUUGGGAUAGGAGGGAUAUUUCUACUCCACUUAGCUGGAGUACAGCACUUUCAUUCCUGUGGUAAACCCAAGCCCUGAUGCAUUUACUGCUAAUAUGUUUUUUUUUCCCUUUUUUGAUUCUGUUUGUUAUUUAAGCAACUGCCUUUGUAGCAAUAGUUGGCUGUCUGCUAACCCCAGUCAUUCUCUCUCCACUGCCCCCAUCCCCAGACCCUUUUUAAAUCUCAGGGACCACCCCAUUUAGCAGGACCCAACCAAUGCAACCUGCGUGCUUAAGGCUGAGCAUUGGGUCUGACAUGGAGGCCUUCUUUUCAAGGGGGACAUAACCCCCCCCCCACCCCCCACCCCCCCACCCUUCCCCCUCACAACCUGUUCUUCGGGUUGGGGUGAGUUCAGUAUUAUAGAAAUUUUUACCAUCAGCGCAGGAAGAGAGAUCUGCCAAUAACCCAGUCCCCAGGAGGAGUAGAGAAGACCCAGAGUUAAUUUGAGCUCCUGUACCUGCAUCUGCUCCUGGGCUUUGUAGGGGUCUUUUACCCUCACCUGGAGUCUCCUCAAUGUGCUUCCUGUGGUAAAGUCAUCCACCUCACACCCCACCCCAGGCAUCUGGACAGAUGCAUUAGGAUUUGUUAAUACUUCUGCUCAUGUUUCCAUUUGAUGAGGUCAUUUGUAGCUUCUCCAGCAAGACGCAUCCUGUUCGGACCCUGCAGCCACUCCCAAAAAGAUGAGUUUAUUACAGAUAGCCAUGUUUUGUUUUGUUUUUUGGUUUGUUUUUUUUUUUUUACAUGUAUUUUUGUGAAUGCAGGAAAGUAGUCAACCAUUUAUUCAGUAUGUCUGGCAGUGUCUGGAUAAUUUCAAAUGGAAUGUGAGAGAAGAUUAAUGGUGGUGGGGGUAGAGUGGGUUUGGUCAUAGUCCUUGCUGAUCUUUUGUUGCUGCUGGGGAAGGGUGGAGUGUGAAGCUACAGUUGCAUUGGUUCAGUCUUAUCAGGUUUUUCCUCUUGUGUGGAAUGGAUGAAGGGAAAUGUGAUAUUAUUACUAUGAUUAUUAAAUGUAAACACUAUUCUUUUGGUUUAAGCUGCUGGGUAACUUUAAUGAGGAAUGCUUUCUAAGUGUUAUUGAAAUGACAAAUGGAAAAAUUAUUAUUAUUAUUAUUGAUUGUACAGUUCUUAGUAUAUGAAAUGCAAGGCUUUUUCCACAAUAAAACUUAACAAAACAA